AUGCAACACAACGGACUCCGCCCCAUCAACCGCGUGAUCACAGACCACGACGCUCAAGGGACGACCAGAUUCCAGGAUAGGAUCCCUGAACCCCUCAAAUGGCAGCAGCUAGCAAACGGUGCCCACUUUUCGCUUGCCUACGGGACGAACGAGGUCCCCGUCAACUUGACCGGCGAGAAGGAUCUCAAUGUUUACCAGUCGUUGCUGGGAGAUCUCCCGGGUGUUACGAUUCCCGGCGGCACGGUCUUGCGUGUCGUGGACAUGAACCCUGGGGCCAUCUCACCCAUGCAUCGGACUGUCAGUCUGGACUACGGAGUGGUGCUCGAAGGAGAGGUUGAGCUGGUGCUGGACUCGGGAGAGACGAGGUUGCUCAAGCGAGGCGACAUCGCGGUUCAGCGCGGGACAAACCACGCGUGGAGGAAUACGAGUGAGACCAACUGGGCUCGGAUGUUAUAUGUCCUCCAGGAGGCUCAGCCUUUGCAGAUAAAUGGGGCUACACUUGAGGAGGACUAUGGGGGCGGGAUGGACGAUGUGAAGCCUUCCAAGUGA
Messenger RNA from Aspergillus bombycis, 549 nucleotides. Its product is annotated as cupin domain-containing protein. Bases 1 to 549 code for a protein of 182 amino acids. NCBI's taxonomy places the organism in Eukaryota, Fungi, Ascomycota, Eurotiomycetes, Eurotiales, Aspergillaceae. The transcript has a single exon. The record is from RefSeq and is a predicted model, not a curated record.